GGUUUAGUAUGUCCACUUGUAGCAUUGCUGAAAUAGCAGAAAAGAAGCGCGCUGCCUUGGCCAAGCUGCAAGCCAAAAAGUCACAGCUCGUCAACUCUAAGGCGCCGCCGACAAAAAUCGCGCAGCAACAAGUACCAAAUCCCUCCCAGCUGGCCUUAAAGUCUCCAGUUAACUUCUACAGAUCGCCACCAGCGACGGAAAAUAACAGCAGAGCAGCUUCCACGUCCAGCGCCGCGGCCGGCGACAACAGGAGCUCAUCUUUUUUUAAUGCCCUUAAAGCCAUCAAGCAAACCUCUGCGCGGGAACAGGGCCGCGCAGACGCCCAUCCUUAUCAGCGUCCUAAGGGGGACAGCAAACAACAGCAGCCAACGUUGUCCCUCGCUGAGGAGAAGGAUAAGCCAUUGGCGGCUGUUUUCGUUAACUGCAUAACCUGUAGUGUUUAUAUGAUAAGUGUGCGCCGUUUUGCCGCAAAAACUUCGGCCUAUCACGAACAAUUGAUUGCAGUGUUCAAGAACAUACCUACCAGAUCCUAUGACAGUACCACCCGGCUCUGGAACUUUGAUGUCAAGGAUUAUCAAUUGUUCGAGACACAUGUUGCGGACUUAAAGCCCCAUGUGACCAUUAAAACCAUACCUAAAAAGAUCCUUGACCUCUGUCGGCAGCCACCUAAGACUCUGGAGCGUAGCGUGCUAGCAUCCAUCGAACCCAAGCUGGCGGACAGAUUGAUGCCCUUUCAACAGGACGGAGUAUGCUUCGCGAUUGCACAAAAAGGACGGAUUAUGAUCUGUGAUGAAAUGGGUUUAGGCAAGACCUAUCAAGCUUUGGCUGUAGCUGAUUACUUCAAGGAGGAUUGGCCCUUGCUAGUGUGUACCACGGCCUCAACGCGGGAUAGUUGGGCUGUGCACAUAACAGAGCUGCUUCCCAAAGUUCCACUCCACUACAUCCAGGUGCUCAACAAUAAUCAGCAGUAUGUAGGCGAUGCCCAAGUGUUAAUCACCAGCUACAACAUGAUGGAACGCCACAUUGACAAGUUGUAUCAGCGUAAAUACGGCUUCAUCAUCUUUGACGAAUCCCAUACCCUUAAGAAUAGCAAGGCUAAGUGUACGGCGGUGGCAAAGAGGCUCACGGAUCAGGCGAAACGAGUUGUCCUGUUGUCGGGCACUCCAGCUCUCUCACGGCCUGUGGAGCUUUUCACACAGCUGCAGCUAAUUGAUAGCAAGUUCCUGAAUUUUAAGGAGUUCUCUACGCGCUACUGUGAUGGAAAGCAAUCACAGUUCGGCUGGGAUGCCAAUGGACAAUCAAAUUUAGAAGAACUCAAGGUUAUACUCACACUAAAGUACAUGAUCCGACGCACGAAAUCUGAGGUGCUACCACAGCUGGCUGAAAAGAAUCGUGAAACUGUUGUCCUAGACCCCUCUUUAAUUUGGACCAACGACGAAACGAAGACCACUUUGGAUGCCAUGAACAAAGAGCUUCGAAACAGCAAAGGCAAGAUCAUGGAAGAGAUUCUACUGCGUUUCUAUGCGCGCACCGCGGAGGUCAAAGCCCGGGCUGUUUGUGCCUACCUCAAAUCGCUUGUCAAGGAGCAAAAAAAAUUUAUUGUGUUUGCCCAUCAUCGCGUCAUGAUGGAUGCCAUUAGCGAUUGCCUCAGCGCACUCAAUGUGCACCACAUACGGAUCGAUGGGCAAACGCGCAGCGAUCUCCGGGCGGACAUGGUGUCCGCGUUCCAGAAUAAAAGCAGCUGCCGGGUGGCUGUGCUCUCACUAAAGGCAUGCAACGCGGGCAUCACCCUGACCGCAGCCGAGCUUAUAGUCUUUGCAGAGCUGGACUGGAACCCAAGUACGCUUGCCCAGGCCGAAAGUCGUGCCCAUCGUAUUGGGCAGACAAAGACGGUGAUUUGUCGUUACCUGUUGGCCAAUGAAACGGCCGACGACACCAUUUGGAAAAUGCUAAUAAACAAACAGAAGGUCCUAAGCAAAGUGGGAAUCUUUGCGGAGAACCUGCAGCAGGGCACACAUACAUCGGCCCCCACCUCGUCCAACAAAAUUGAGCAGUACUUUUCGCCUGCCAAAUCUACUGUGCCUAUAAAGGGCACAAUCAAACAGUUCCUAUCGCCAGCUCCAACGAGAACUCCUAGCGAAACCAAAAACAAUCUCUUAGAUAAACCAAAAGAAGACAAUGAAGAGGCUGGUUUCGCAGAUUUCUUUAAAGAUGAUGAAGAUGAUGAAGCGUUUAUGAAUUUAGAUAUUUAGUGAAUAGAGUGCAUUUAUUUGUCAACUGUUGAAUUAUACGAAUAAAUUAUAGUCUUGAAUGAA
Messenger RNA from Drosophila persimilis, 2315 nucleotides. RefSeq names its product SWI/SNF-related matrix-associated actin-dependent regulator of chromatin subfamily A-like protein 1 (gene Marcal1). Gene Ontology annotation, molecular function: ATP-dependent chromatin remodeler activity; ATP binding. Gene Ontology annotation, cellular component: nuclear replication fork. The transcript is spliced from 7 exons. The record is from RefSeq and is a predicted model, not a curated record. Lineage: Eukaryota; Metazoa; Arthropoda; Insecta; Diptera; Drosophilidae. Bases 9 to 2252 code for a protein of 747 amino acids. Gene Ontology annotation, biological process: DNA repair; replication fork processing.